Messenger RNA from Brassica rapa (field mustard), 6071 nucleotides. Its product is annotated as light-harvesting complex-like protein 3 isotype 1, chloroplastic. NCBI's taxonomy places the organism in Eukaryota, Viridiplantae, Streptophyta, Magnoliopsida, Brassicales, Brassicaceae. The record is from RefSeq and is a predicted model, not a curated record.
GGCGCGUGACGGACGUCAUCUGUGGGCCACCAUUUUAGGUUAGUUUAAGCAUCAUCAUUAAUUUGGGGUCAAUUAAUAGAAUAAUAGUACAUAGCAGCCCCUUGGUUGUUAAUAUUUUACAUUAUGAUAAUUAUUUGAUUUACUAAAGCCCCACAAGAAAAUCUCAAAGGUCCAUAAACAAUUCGCAUGUGUGAUUAGAGUAUUGUGCACAAGUACCUUCCCUGUUAUGGCAGCCUAAUUCAUGUCUUCUCAUGUUUUGUAUCUUUCAAAAUGUAUAACAUCCUCUCAGGAACUUCCUGACAUGUUAUUGAUUUAUCUAAUCGUUUUUUUAUUUAGACAGAUACUCUCCAAACAUCAAAGAGAUAAAGGUGAGUCACAGAAAAGUGACAAGAGCAAGGCUUUACUACCUUGAGGGACAAGCUUCCCUGUUUUGUCCACUCUCAAGUGAACACCUGGUCCUUGUUUGAUAAUGAAUUAGUCGAGCUUCUGGUUAUUAAAUGUAGACCUGGUCAUUUGACCCCAAAAAAAAAUGUAGACCUGGUCCUUGUUUGAUAAUGAAUGACAUGUGACCUCUUAGAACUUAUUAGGUCGUAUUCUUGUUUUAUUCUUUUUUGACUUCCUCAUACUGAUUCGAAUCUCGAUUUUGAUUAGAGAGGUGGAACACAACUUCGUAUUAUUUGUAUUAUCCUAAUUCUAUCUAAUGAAUCAAUGUUUUGUCCAGGUAACCCGUUGGAAUUGUAUAUAUAUAUAUAUAUAUAUUCAUAAUGUUUGGUUAUUUAUUUUUAUUAUCUCCAUUAUUAAAAAAAUGUGACAGAUAUCUCUCUGUCUUCGGCAAUUGGAAUCAUAGUUAACUACGCAUAAUUAUUUGUAUCCAUGUUUUGUUUGACAUUAGAUAUAUAAAAUGUUUUUGUUAAAGGAAGCAUGUACUUGGACAACUCUAGGUGUAUUUAUGCACUAAAUCUCAACAAUCUAAUAAAGUACUCCAUUUUCUGCAUUAAUUUGGGGUGGUGUGCAUGAUAUUACAGUAUCUUCUCAUCCUAUACAAAAACAAAAGAGAAACACUGGAAUUUUCAUGUUUAAAAUGUUACUGAAAAAGAAGAAGAACUAUGUUGAUAUGUAUAGAUAACUAACUUUAUAAUAUGUACAGAUUAGACCCACCUUAUAAGCUUAACCACCAAAGAGAAGCUCAACGCUCAAAUAAUAAAAGGUCCUGUCUGCAAAUCCCAAUUUCUAAAGCAGAAACCUCACUUUUUUCUAAGAAUUUUAAGAGUAGCCAUGUUUUUAACCAUGUUUGUCUUUCUCCCUAAAGAUAAAAGAGUAAACCUGGUCGGUCUCUCUCUUCUUCUUUUUUUUGCGAGUAUUUCAGAAAACAUUAACCUUACUUGUGCAUAGAAAUUGUAAUGAUGACCGCAUAUAUAUUAUGUUAAAUAUGAAAUCACACAUUACAGCCAAUCUGUAAGCAUAGCCCCUGAUUUUAUAGAACUUAAAAAGAGCAACACAACACAUUAACAAGCGACACAAACAACAUACAUUACACACCACACAUCAAAGACAACAUAAACUAUACAUGCGAAGAGAUUAAACCAAACAAUACUCACAACAAGGCAAAUAACAUUUUUUCAAAUGGUCAUCACGGUGCAUGAGUGGAAGGAGUCUUUACCAAAUGUAAAACUAGUGUAACAAUAUAAUGAAAUGUUAAGCACAUCUCUAUUCAUUCCAUUAAAAUAAAAUAGAAAAGUUGGGUAGUUAUUGUUAUAUUGAAAUCGUGUGUAUCCAAAAUAAUGGGAGGAAGGCUGAGAAAAAAAAGAUGAGAAUUUGAAGUGGGAAAAAUCAAAAGAUCAAAAUAACAUAAAAACACUAUCUGAAAACAUGCUAAUCACACUUCAAUGAUUACUUUGGACUCUUGUCGAGGAUGCGUUUUAAAAGAUCAACUGUUAAAAAUUAAAGAUCCAACAAGCUUAUUUUAUAUUUGAAGAGUAUACGGCUAGCGAGAGUAGUUUGACAAUAAUACUCUUCAAUGAUUACUUUGGACUCUUGUAGAGGAUGCGUUUUAAAAGGCGAUGGAAAAUAAGCUUGUUGGAUAUUUAAUUUUCAACAGUUGAACUUUUAUAAUAGACUUGUUAAAAACAAAAAAUAAAUGAGUUGGAUUCAAUUGUGUUGAAAACAUUUAAUAGUUUAAAGCACAAAAGUAGAACAAAAAGAACACAUCUCAUUGUAUGAAACAUUUAUUUUUGAUUAAAUAUAUAUGAAUAUGGUUUAAUUGGUAUUUUUGAUAGCAAUUUUUUUCAGCUACUUUUUAUAUCAAAAUUUAUUGUUUUUAAAUUGUGUAUAUACAGAUUUUCAUUUUGUUUGGUUAAAUAUUUUCACUAUUUUCAUAAAAAUAUAUAUUUUAUUUAAAAAAAUUGUUCGAGUAUUGAUUAUUUAAUUGAAUUACAUUUAUUAUUUUAUAAAUAUAUAAGUAUUAAAAAUAAUGGAAUAGAGUGCUGAAAUUUGUAAAAUAAAACUGUUGUAGAAAUAAAAUUUAGUAUGAGAAAGAAAGAAAAAAAUGAUCUGAAUUGUGAAAAAGUAUAAACUAGGGUGUCAAAUUCAUAACCAUUGUACAUGGCCAUACGAGCCCAUGAAUAACUAUCAAUAUAUCAGUUUCACUUUCUGUGUUUCUUGAACUGUGUGAAACGCUAAAACGUUACGUAGUUUCUAUUUCAUAGAAAGAAACGACAGACAUGUUACCUCUCCGACGAUAACACGUCUUUGUUUAGAACCACUUGUUAGUGAGCUUGAGCUACGAAACCAUUAACAAUGGCGUCACUGUGCUCCCCGCCAAUCUUCAUCCCAAAGAUCUCACUCUCUCUCCUCUCCACGAGCCGCUUCUCUCUCGUCUCCGUCACUCGAGCUAACUCCUCCGACACUGGGAUAACCUCUCCUGCCACCGUCGCUGUGGACGGUAAAGAACCUCCUCCAUCAACACCAGUUGUCAAGAAAGAAGAAAUCGCCGCCGUGGAAGGUGAAGAGAUAAAAACGACGGAGACGCUUAUCAAGUUCGAGGAUGCGAGGUGGGUUAAUGGAACGUGGGAUCUGAAACAGUUCGAGAAAGAUUGGAAAACAGAUUGGGAUGACGUCAUCGUUUCUGAGGCCAAGAGAUGAAAAUGGCUUGAAGAGAAUCCAGAGACCACGAGUAACGACGAACCUGUAAUCUUCGAUACAUCAAUAAUCCCAUGGUGGGCUUGGAUGAAGAGAUACAACUUACCCGAAGCUGAGCUCCUCAACGGUCGUGCUGCGAUGAUAGGGUUCUUCAUGGCUUACUUUGUUGAUAGUCUUACUGGAGUAGGACUUGUUGAUCAACUGGGGAACUUCUUCUGUAAAAGGCUUUUGUUCGUGGCUGUGGCUGGAGUUCUCUUCAUCCGCAAGAAUGAGGAUGUGGAUAAGUUGAAGAAGCUUUUUGAUGAGACGACGUUAUAUGAUAAACAAUGGCAAGCAGCUUGGAAAGAUGGUGAGGAGGACACAUCAUCAUCGUUGGGUUCAAAGAAGUGUAAAGCUAAAACAGAGACUCUUGCUUCUUUUUUUUGGUUAUAUGAUGUUGUAAUUAGUCACAAAGAGAUAAGACUUUUUUUUUUGGGUGCUAAACCAAUUCACUCUAAAAACAAUCUUUCAUACAAUGAACAAAAUUGAUUUGCCAACUUUUGUUAAACUAUCGCCAACAUGUGGUUUUGUCCCCUGUGGAGAAUACUGAAACUCCAACCCUGUGAAAGGUGACCUCCAUCUUUCGUUAUUUCCUAUUCCAGUUAUGUGUCUUCUAUGUAAGUAUGUUUGGUCUUUUACCCUUGACGAGCUCGGUAAGAGUUACCGUUUUCUUACAUGACGACAGGAUCCAUGCCGCUACAAAAAUUAUAUAGUUUUUUAAAAACAAUUCAAAUAAAAAAAUUGAUUGGUAACCUUUUUUACCGACGCGUUUCCGACACGUCCGGAGACCAUGCCAAAGAUUCAAUUCAAGCCAACCAUUAAAGUAAUUUUUUGGAUUUCAAGAGUACUUUAAUUAAAUUAAAAUAACUGGCCGAAUUAGAAGACUAACCCUUUUGUUGUGGAGCAUUCUUUUCUAAAGUAAAUAUUUUCUUUAAAAAAUAACUAUGUAAAUCUUUUCUUAAUUUUGAAAAUUAAAACAUUCUCUCUCCGUUUUUAAAAAAUCUAUAUUUUAGAAAAAAAAUUUGUUUCAAAAAGCUACAUAUUUUAUAUUUUUCAAUGUAUUUUUUGUUAAUUAAUAAUGAAAAAUUGUGAAGCUCAAGAACAUUAUUGCAUUUCUUAAAAUCUUAUUGAUUUAAAAAUAUAUAAAAUAUAAAAUUACAAAAAACUGUACAUUUAUAGCUAAGUUUUAAUAUGUUUUAUUAAACUGUGUGAAAUUUCUAAAACAUAUAUCUUUUAGGAAUGGAUGGAGUAUUACUUAUCAAUUUCAGUUUUGCAUAAUUUAGUAAAAUUAAAACUAUUUUGCUUAAUUUCUUUUCUGCUCCAACUAUAGUCUUCUAGUUGAUCUAUUUCUGAUGAUUUUUUUUUUGUGUAUAAAUCAUCUACAUAUAAUUGAAAGACAUACUUUAUGUAUAAUUGAAAACAUCAAUAUAUAAUCCAUGUAAAGCCAGCUUUGGGAACUAAUAUACUUCCUAAACAAUUUUAAAAAUGCAACCAGGCGUAUGACGUGAAUAUAUGUUCGAAUUAUAAAUUUGGGUUUCUUUAGUAUACAGAAUAAAAAACUAUAAAUUAAUCACAUGAUUGCCAGGGGUUGUAGACCUUUGGAAAAGACAGGGGUUCAAUCAAAGGUAAUAACCAUAAAUAAUCAAACAAAUUAAGAUAUAAGAUAUACGAUUUUGUAUUGUUGUUUUGGACGAUAAUCACGUGGUCAGGUCGUGAUUAAGGUCCUAAACAUGUCAAACGUUGUCUGCCACGUUGCAGACUAAUGUAACGAUUUCACACCGACUGGUCUACGACUUUUAUUUAAAUCAUAAAACGAUGCUUUAUAAUUAAAUUGAUUCGAAAUAUUUUAGUGACUUGACUUCUUUAGUUAAUAAACAUCUGCUAAAGUGUCUAACUAUGUUAAAAGAUCAUUACAGUUAGAACCUGUUAGGAGGCUUCACAUAGGCUUGGGCAUUUUAACCUAGACCCGAAAAUCUGAAUUAGAACCGAACCAAGAAUUUACAAAUACUUUUUGGAUCUAAAUUUUGUUUAUUCGAAAGAACUGGAACUGAAAAAAACCGAUUCAAAUAGACCCGUAUCCGAAAAGAACCGACCCGAUAAGAACUGAUUUGUACCCGACUUAAAACCAUGUAUAUACAAAAUUAUAUUUUUUGUGUUCUAUUUUAUAUAUAUUAUUUUAUGAUUUAGAUAAAAUAUCUUUUGUUAAUAAUAUUUUUUUAUUAUUUUGUAACAUUUUUAAAAAUAUUUUAUUUUAAUUAUUAGUAGUUUCAUUUAAGUUAUAUAUUUUGUAAAAAAUCAGAUAUAUAUGAUAAAUAUCGACUAAAUUAUAUAGAGUUGGGUAUAUCAUGUCUUUUUUAGAUCUUAAAUACCUGAAACCGAUCCAGAUCCGAUAUGGACCUGAAAAAUUACGAGUAUAUUAGUUAUAUACCAAAACUGAUCCGGACCCAAGAAGAAUCGACCCAAACCCGAACCAAAAUUUUUUAAAUACUUAUUGAAUCUAAAUGUUUAGGACCCAAAGAACUCGAAACUGAAAAGAAUCAGCCACGACCCGACCCGAAGACCUGAACGUCCAGUGUACCUUCACACUUCAUGUAGUGUGAUUUGAUGUAGGGAUAAUUGUUGAUGUCUUUUAUAUGGUUUGUGUUUAAAGUUUAAACGUCAAACAUAGUUUUAGUUUUGAUAUCUUCAAAAGAAAUACAAGCAAUAUAGGUUUUAUCAAAAUAUCUUUUAUAGAAUAUGCAAAAAAAAAAGUUGGAGUCAGAAUUUGUUCUGUUUGGGUUAUUUCGUUUUUUCUUUUUCAUUUAGAAAACGAUAUGAUAUUCCAUCACAAAAAUUUAAACUAGAACAAGAACAUAUGGAAAAGAAACAAGAACAUAUGGAAAAGAAAAAAAAAA